AUGACCGAGGCUGGGUUGUCCUCUAUCAUCAACGUCAUAUACGAAUGGGCCAUAUCUGGUUUUGGCUGGCUUUGCCGAUUGUUUGAGGAUCUUGACAAGCUGGUCUCGACCUCGAAUCGCCCAGCGACGAUUUUCGAGUCGAAGAAGGAGUUGAUUUCGCAGCACAUCCUGACUAUUCACGCAUACUAUUGGGUUCCUGAUACGCAAGAGUCGUGGAAAUUCAAGAUCCUUGUGCUUCACUAUUGUCCCGAAUAG
This is a messenger RNA of Penicillium verrucosum, 255 nucleotides long. RefSeq lists its product as uncharacterized. NCBI's taxonomy places the organism in Eukaryota, Fungi, Ascomycota, Eurotiomycetes, Eurotiales, Aspergillaceae. The transcript is spliced from 2 exons. The record is from RefSeq and is a predicted model, not a curated record. The coding region runs from base 1 to 255 and encodes 84 amino acids.